This is a messenger RNA of Xiphias gladius (swordfish), 2291 nucleotides long. It is a transcript of the gene gch1, whose product is annotated as GTP cyclohydrolase 1. Gene Ontology annotation, biological process: tetrahydrofolate biosynthetic process; tetrahydrobiopterin biosynthetic process. NCBI's taxonomy places the organism in Eukaryota, Metazoa, Chordata, Actinopteri, Istiophoriformes, Xiphiidae. The record is from RefSeq and is a predicted model, not a curated record. The transcript has 8 exons. Gene Ontology annotation, cellular component: cytoplasm. Bases 92 to 1168 code for a protein of 358 amino acids. Gene Ontology annotation, molecular function: GTP binding; zinc ion binding; GTP cyclohydrolase I activity.
GAACCCCGGCGGCCCAGCGGAGCGAAGCGCGGCCAGCAGCAGCCGAUCCAACAAGUGCUCAGCCGAGGAGGAAAACGGGGAAAGAGACGCGAUGGAGCACUCCAAGCAGACGCAGCACAGCUCCAACGAGAAGAAGGACGCCGGGGACAGCGGCUCCGUGCUCAACGGACACUUCGGCGGGAUGGCGAAGCGCGCCGCGGCUCCCCAGGCUCCGGGCGCGGAGUCCGGCUCGCACCGAGCGGCCACCUCGGUGAUGGAGAGCUGGAAGGAGGAGCGCACCAGGAGCGUGGAGGACAACGAGAUGAGCCUGCCGUCCCUGGCCGCAGCCUACAGCACCAUCCUGCGGGGGCUCGGGGAGGACCCGCAGCGGCAGGGGCUCCUCAAGACCCCCUGGAGGGCCGCCACCGCCAUGCAGUUCUUCACCAAGGGCUACCAGGAGAAAAUCAUAGUGCCAGGCUUUUCAAGGCCUUUCGGUGUCCUCGGUGUCCUCCGAAAUGCGGUGGAGCAGAAGUGUGAAACGGCAAAGACGCUCAAAGUUCUCAAAGCCAAGUACUUGCUUGUCCUGAAGUACGGCACUGGCGUGAAUGUACUUAGUCCCUUUCCACCACCACUGCAUUUGAACUGCAGAUCAGUCCGUAAGAUUCGUCUGCGCCGUUCCCCCGGGCUCCUGUUUGAUCCAGCCAAACCGGCCGGCUCUGGUGUGCCAGAGUCGCUCCCUGGGAGCAGGCAGCGAGAGGUAAAAAGCACCUGGAUGUGGCUUGAUACUCCGUGUCGGGUCCACAAGGGGCCGGCUUCUCCACGCUACGGCGCGUUGGAGUGGCUGGAGUUGGGGAUCUGCCUCCAGAACUGCAUCUGGAGAACUCUGAAGGUUCACAUCGGUUACCUACCCAACAAGAGAGUCCUGGGCCUCAGCAAGCUGGCCAGGAUUGUUGAAAUCUACAGCCGCCGACUGCAGGUUCAGGAGAGGUUGACCAAACAGAUUGCUGUGGCGAUCACUGAGGCCCUGCAGCCCACCGGGGUCGGGGUCGUCAUCGAGGCAACUCACAUGUGUAUGGUGAUGCGAGGCGUUCAGAAGAUGAACAGUAAAACCGUCACCAGCACCAUGUUGGGGGUUUUCAGGGAAGAUCCAAAGACCCGCGAUGAGUUUCUGACGCUGAUCAGGAGCUGAGGAGGAUGAAGCUCGUCCACCUCCUCCACCUCAUCCUGCUCCUCCUGCUGCCUGGGGUUACCUCCACCUGCACGGACCAGCCGUCGUGCUAAAUGUGUGUGUGUGUGUGUGUGAGAGAGCGCGUGAACGUGUGUUUCCAUCUCACCAGAGGCAGUGACAGUGUUUACUGUGUUUUCGGUCAUUUUAAUGGUCAAACGAGGUGAAGCGUUACCUCUGUGAUUUCCGUACGGGCGGAGUUUGUCAGAUGCCGUUGACUGACAUGUUGUUUGCUUUUAGACGACGGGGCAGACUUUACCCCUUGUACUUGUUGUGUGUGCUUGUUAAUCAAAUAUCAGUCACUGGCCUCAAACGCAGAGUGCGAGUUUACAGAAAAAAAAAAAAAAAAACCCACCCAGACAAAAAUAAUCACUGGUCCCGGCCUAUACAACUGCAUGCAAAAGUUUUUCCACUCUCGCUGUCAAAUGACACAUUUUGUUGCGGCAAACGGUCACUGAACACGAGCCUUUCUCCAAAUGUCAAUGCACACGAACUUAAAGUGGCAACAGAACAAAUUUCUGAUCAGCACCACUUUGGAAAUGAGAGCGAAGAAAGAAGCGUGUUCUCCGAAGAGUUAACAGCGAACGUGUCGUAUUUCUACGCGGAGUAGCAACAGGGCUCCUGUUCUACCCGGGGACAACGGAAGCGCUGUCCUCUCUCUGUUUCGGUUGGGCGACGGAAGGCGUAAACCGAGCCUUCGCUUCCCCGGGAGAUUUCGUACCCGGCGGCCGACGGAAUUGCACAGUGAAGGCGAGGCCGCCCAGGGAGCCGAUCUGAACGCCCGACGGUGUCGCCAUUCCACAGCCAUUACAUUGUGCAGUCAACAUUUACGUCGUGAUGAUAAGUCAAAGCACAAAAACGUGUCUGUUGCCACUUUAAGAUAAGCGAAAAACAAUGAACGCUAAUUGUGGCGUGUACUUAGUAACAUCUGAAGAAACACUGGUCUGUUUGCUGCAGGCGUUUCAUUUACUUCGUUUCGCUUCAAAAAUCAACAAAAUAUCUCAUCUGCUCAGGGUUUGGCCAAACAUUUGCAUACAACUAUGUACAAACGUCUACUAAAUGCCUGGGGACACGCUUUUUUUUUUUU